Molecule: messenger RNA, 3015 nt
Organism: Coffea arabica (coffee)
Lineage: Eukaryota; Viridiplantae; Streptophyta; Magnoliopsida; Gentianales; Rubiaceae
Source: RefSeq, a predicted model, not a curated record
AUGGAGGUGAUGGACGAGAAUGAGUGGUGGGGAAAGAUGGAGCAAAUGAAGAGAGGAGAACAGGAGAUGGUUAUAAAGCGUAAAUUUAGAAGAGAGGACCAAGAAAUAAUGGCUGAUAUGGCCUAUCAGUUGGGGCUCUACUUCCAUGCUUAUAAUAAGGGAAGAGCACUUGUUGUCAGCAAAGUUCCAUUGCCAAACUACAGGGCUGAUUUAGAUGAGCAUCACGGAUCAACGAAGCAGGAGAUACGGAUGUCUAGCGAGAUUGAGACAAAAGUUGGACAAUUAUUGAAUGAUUCACAAGUUGGAAUACCUGUUGAUAAGUCCUCUUCUACAUCCUCUCAUACGCCAAAAGGAUCAUCUAAUGUUUUAGAGUUGGCAAAGCCUCCACAUAUGUCUGAGACUGAUGCUUCCAACGAGAAACUUAGUCUUGAACUUAAACGGAGGCAAGAAGAGCUAAGGGAGAGUGAGAGUGUGAAGGCAAUGCUCUCAUUCAGGGAGAAGCUUCCUGCAUUUAAAGUAAAACAUGAGUUCUUGAAGGCCAUUGCAUUAAAUCAGGUAUUGGUUGUCUCUGGGGAAACAGGUUGUGGCAAGACAACCCAGCUUCCUCAGUUUAUUUUGGAGGAAGAGGUUUCAUCUCAACGUGGUGCAAAUUGCAACAUAAUGUGCACGCAACCCCGUCGCAUUUCUGCAAUAUCAGUUGCUGCUCGAAUAUCCUCUGAAAGGGGGGAUAACCUUGGUGAAACUGUAGGCUACCAGAUCCGACUGGAGGCAAAUCGUUCUGCUCAGACAAGAUUGUUAUUUUGCACCACAGGAGUACUACUUAGGCAAUUGGUUCAGGACCCUUAUCAAGGAGUUAGCCAUUUACUGGUAGAUGAGAUCCAUGAAAGAGGCAUGAAUGAAGAUUUUCUUCUAAUAAUAUUAAGGGACCUACUUCCUCGUCGGCCUGAUCUACGGCUUAUUUUAAUGAGUGCUACAAUUAAUGCUGAUCUAUUUUCUAGAUAUUUUGGAAAUGCACCAACAAUCCAUAUCCCAGGAUUGGUGUUUCCUGUGGCAGAACUAUUUUUGGAAGACGUAUUAGAGAGAACUCGCUACCGUAUUAAGUCAGAAUCUGACAACAUUCCUGGAAAUCCCAGAGGAAGGCGGCGGCAACAACAAGAAUUUAAGAGAGAUCCUUUAACAGAAUUAUUUGAGGAUGCAGAUAUUAAUACUCAGUACAAAAGCUACAGUGCUGGAACAAGACAAUCUCUUGAAGCUUGGUCUGGGGCAAAGCUUGAUCUAGGUCUUGUAGAAGCUACUAUAGAAUAUAUUUGUCGCCAUGAAGGUGAUGGUGCAAUUCUUGUGUUCCUCACUGGUUGGGAUGAUAUUUCUAAGCUGCUUGAUAAAGUGAAAGCAAACAACUUUCUUGGGGAUUCUCGCAAGUUUUUAGUCCUUCCUGUUCAUGGUUCAAUGCCUACUAUCAAUCAACGUGAAAUUUUUGCGCCACCUCCUAGUAUGAGGAAAAUUGUGCUGGCAACUAACAUAGCUGAGAGUAGUAUCACUAUAGAUGAUGUCAUAUAUGUUAUAGACUGUGGAAAGGCAAAGGAGACCAGUUAUGAUGCUCUUAACAAAUUGGCUUGUCUCCUCCCUUCCUGGAUUUCAAAAGCUUCAGCGCAUCAGAGACGUGGGCGUGCCGGACGUGUUCAACCUGGACUCUGUUACAGAUUAUAUCCGAAAUUAAUUUUUGAUGCUAUGCCUCAGUAUCAACUUCCUGAAAUACUUCGAACACCUUUGCAAGAGCUAUGUCUUCAUAUCAAGAGCUUGGGCCAAGGAGAUAUUAGUUCAUUUUUGGCCAAGGCACUUCAGCCUCCAGCCCUUGCUGUUCAGAAUGCCAUUGAACUUCUGAAGACAAUUGGAGCUUUGGAUGACUUUGAAGAGCUUACUCCACUUGGACGUCAUCUCUGCACGCUGCCCUUGGACCCAAAUAUCGGAAAGAUGCUUCUCAUGGGUUCCAUAUUCCAGUGCCUUAAUCCAGCAUUAACAAUUGCUGCUGCUCUUGCAUAUCGUGACCCAUUUGUCCUUCCAAUUAAUAGGAAAGAUGAAGCUGAUGCAGCGAAAAGAUCUUUUGCUGGUGAUUCCUGCAGCGACCACAUUGCACUUCUCAAAGCAUUUGAAGGAUGGAAGGCUGCUAAACGCAAUGGGGCUGAAAGGGCUUUCUGCUGGGAGAAUUUCUUGUCAAUGGUGACCCUACAAAUGAUGGAUGAUAUGAGGAAACAGUUUCUAGAUCUUCUAUCAGACAUCGGUUUUGUUGAUAAAUCACAUGGCGCCAAUGCUUAUAAUAAAUACAGUGAUGAUUUGGAAAUGGUAUGUGCAAUCCUCUGUGCUGGGCUCUAUCCAAAUGUGGUGCAAUGCAAACGAAGAGGGAAGAGGACAGCUCUUUACACUAAAGAAGUUGGAAAAGUUGAUAUUCACCCUGCAUCUGUAAAUGCUGGUGUUCAUCUUUUUCCUCUUCCUUACAUGGUUUACAGUGAAAAGGUCAAAACCACCAGCAUUUACAUGAGAGACUCAACAAACAUAUCAGAUUAUGCUCUACUAAUGUUUGGUGGCAGCCUCAUUCCAAGCAAAAGUGGAAAUGGAAUUGAAAUGCUUGGGGGAUAUCUUCACUUUUCUGCAUCAGAGAGCAUAUUAGACUUGAUAAGGAAAUUACGUGGGGAACUUGAGCUUCUGAACAGGAAGAUUGAGGAGCCUGGGCUAGACAUAUCCUCCGAAGGACAGGGAGUAGUUGCCGCCGUUGUGGAGUUGCUACAUAAUCAAAAUGUCCGAUACUAGUUUUUCAUGUUCUUCAAUGCGACGGAUGCUUGAUGGAUAUAAUUCUAUGUGCAGAUACACGUAGGAUAAAUGAAAACCUGUUGUAUCUUUUACUUGUAAGGCUUUAGGAGAAGAUUUACGACCUUUGGGGAUGGCACAAUAACAAAAUGACCUACUGUAAUUGGAUGAUGUGAGGUUGGUCAAUAGAAGCAUCAAAUAAUCGUUAGUCCA